Messenger RNA from Triticum turgidum subsp. durum (durum wheat), 765 nucleotides. The record is from the annotation of a GenBank genome assembly. NCBI's taxonomy places the organism in Eukaryota, Viridiplantae, Streptophyta, Magnoliopsida, Poales, Poaceae.
AUGCCGCAAGCCGCCACCCAAGAGGGAGAGGCGUCGGGGUCCGGACCAACCCUCGCGCUCCGCCGCGGCCGGAGCUCCACCGUCUCAGCAACGCCCACGACGACCACCCGGUCGAUGGCCCUGGUGCGUGCGCGGCGGAAGCCCCCGGGCUCCCAAUCGCCACAGGAACCACCCGUGCGGUCCCCGACAAGGAAGAGAAAGAGGGGGGCGGCUGCCAACCAGAAAUCGAAGGAACGGACAAGGACCAGGGAUGAGGAGGAGGAGGAGGAUGGGGUCUCAUCUGCAGGCAGCUCCCCAAUUCGCGCGCCGCAGAUUCCGGAUGCGUUAUACGAAGAUCUGGAUAUGCUCAAGGCCAUUCAAGAUGUACACGAUGCAUACGAUGAAAAAUUAGGCCGCCAAAUGGAACUGCCGACUCUUUAUCUGCACACGUGUAAACCGCCCACAUGCUUGAGUACUAAUCCUAAGCUUCUUCGUGUCCGUGAAUCCACAACAAAGACAGUGCUUGCUGCUGCUCCAUCAGUUAUUGGACUUUCAUCCUCUGUUGGUCGUCAUUUGCUAACACGAUGCUCUGGAUUUUGGGUUGAUUGGGAUGAGGAAAACAAAAAAGGUACUGUUUUGACUACUGCACAUGUGAUUCGCACGAAGUCCCCAUCCUCAAAUGACUGGCUAGGUAAAGAUGAGUAUGCUCCCAAGGCCAAGGUUUUUGUUCACUUGCGGGAUGCCACUACUCAGAAGGCCACCAUGCUGUACUACGAGAAGCACUAG